This is a messenger RNA of Meleagris gallopavo (turkey), 3138 nucleotides long. Lineage: Eukaryota; Metazoa; Chordata; Aves; Galliformes; Phasianidae. The record is from RefSeq and is a predicted model, not a curated record.
AUGAGUAUAAUUUGUUACUGGUUUUCUUCAGCCAUUGAUCAGGACUUCUCUUUUGGUCUCUCCUCACAGAUAUGUAAAACCCAAGAGUCCAAGGUGGCUGCUUCAUACUGCAGCCCCCCAGUGCCGGUCCACUUCAACAUACAGCAGGACUGUGGGCAUUUUGUGGCCUCUGUCCCCUCCAGCAUGUUGCUGGCCUCCAAUGUGGGGAAGAGCGUGUCUGGGGAUGGCCUCCGUCCCUCCCGCACCACCAGUGAGCAUGACUGUGUGGUGGUCAUCACCCGUGAGGUGCCAAGCCAGACCACUGCCGACUUUGUGAGGGAGUCGGUGGCGCUGCACCAAGCCAAACCUGAGAUGUACGAACGUCGGGUUUGCUUCUUGCUCCUCCAGCUCUGCAAUGGCCUGGAGCAUCUAAAAGAGCACGGCAUCAUCCAUCGGGACCUGUGUCUGGAGAACCUUCUUCUUGUCCCCUGCAAGCCCCCUAUGAGCUGUGCGAAAGCCAGAGAUGAUAGAAAUUUGCCCCGCCUCAUCAUCAGCAAUUUUUUGAAAGCUAAACAGAAGCCAGGAUCUGGAGACUCCAAACUGAAGAAGAGCCAGGCCCGGCUGGCCCCGGAGAUUGUGUCAGCUUCUCAGUACAAGAAGUUUGAUGAGUUUCAGACUGGAAUUCUCAUCUAUGAGCUCCUGCACCAGCCCAACCCCUUUGAGGAGAAGGUGCACCUCAAGGAGCAGGAGUACAGCCCUGAAGACCUCCCUUCUCUGCCCAGCUUGUCGAUCUACUCCCGGGGGCUCCAGCAGCUGGCCCACCUGCUUCUGGAAGCAGAUCCCAUCAAACGCGUGCGGAUCACCGAGGCCAAGCGGAUGCUGCAGUGCUUGCUGUGGGGGCCACGGAAGGACCUGACCGAACAGCCCCUCAGCCACGAGGAAGCCCUCCACCAGGUGCUUCAGAACUGGGUGGACAUGAAGCGUGCCCUGCUGAUGAUGAAGUUUGCGGAGAGGGCUGUGGACACGGAGCGGAGCGUGGAACUGGAGGACUGGCUGUGCUGCCAGUAUUUGGCCUCUGCUGAGCCUGUCUCCCUCUCACACACAUUAAAACUGCUGCAGCUGCUCUGACCUUGGACAUGUCUCAGAGGUAGCUGAGGGCUCCUGAUUGCCUUGUAGUGAAAGGUACACAGCCCCAUUAAAAUGUGAGAGGCUUGAAUCUCGGCUGUGAACAUGUGUUCAUUUCCUAUCCUGAGCUCUGAUCGAUGUAAGACAUGGUUAGUACUCUGAGCACUAAUUUGCGAGCAGGCAAAACUGGGAGCCUACUCCUCUAAAGGAGGACUUUUUUUUGUAUGGUAAGUCUGUGGACUAAUAAACUCCUGCCUUUGUGUGCAUGUUUCUCAUGAACAAAACGUACUUGAGUUGGUUUCUGCACAUGUGGGACGAUCCUUUGGUCCCUACUCAGAUCACCAGAGUGGGCAGGCUGACUUACUCUUCUUGGGAGCAAAAGCAAUACAUAUAACUCGCCUUUGUGAGGAAGAACCACAAGGGGCUUUCAAGUUGAUGUGUGUUUUGACAUCCAUUUUGUUUCUCACUUUUACAACAAAAAUCACGACUGUAUAAGCUGUAUUUUCUGCUGUGAGAAAUGCAUUGUCACCUGCCUAUUACCAUUUCUAGGUGCUAAUACAGCAUUGCCUUCCUGUCUUGAACUGCAGCCUUGUAGCUGCUCAUUUGUGCAAGGAUGAGAGAGCCAGGAUGGGGCUGUUCACAGAGAUGCAGCUGAAUGCUGGGAAUUACCCCUUGUAAAGUUAAUGAAAUGGAAAAUCCCCAAUUCACCUCCAAGGCCUCAGGGAAGAAAGUCAGGGCCAGGCCACUUUGCUUUCCCCAUCCAUCCAACACCUUUCCAUCACCAGGUAACUUACCUGUCCCUUGUGUGUAGCGUUUAUUUAACCCCUUAACUGUGAGAUUAGCUGGCCUGGCCACAGUAGCCUUUGGUCUGAGAGGCCCUUAUUACUGCUGGUGUUUGCAUUACAGAUGUAUAGGGUGGGAUGCACUGAAUGUUCUUCCAACAGAUGUGGCACCAUGGAAGAGAGCAAAGCUGCUUAGCCCCUCCCAGCUCCUUUCCCUCCAUCAAGACAUACAGCAGCCACCUGGCUUUGUGGAGAUGCCAUGCUGCUGCUAAUUUUUCAGGAAGAUUUGGAGGCUAGUUUUACUCUCUUUCACUCCAGAAUGAGGCAGAGAUUAGCUGCCCUGCUACAGUUCUGCAGUCACUGGCUGAGGAGUAGGUUUGGGGCUUAUGAAGAGAGCCCAGUAUCAGCUUUGCUGAGGGAGGACAUCACCAGCUGAGCUACCCCCAGCUCAGCUGAAAACAAGGAGAUAUUUAUUCAAGCUGAAAAUGAGGAGAAAGCUUUCCAUCAGCCUCACUUCACUUCCAGCUCUAGCCUGCUCUCUUGUGGGAAUUUUAAUUCCCCAGGGUUUUUGACACAUUGUACACUUUCUGUGAAUCUUCUCCAGGCUUCUCACCUGGAUUUUUUUAAUCUAUUUGGCUGUGGUUACUGCUGAUGGGAGGGGAUGGUUCCUUGGCUGGGCACCCAUUUGCAAUGAAUUUCCCCCAACCCCCUUAGGGAGGAAGUCUUGCACGUCCCUGCCUGCUGAAAGAAUGUGGGAUGACUCCAACUGUGACUGUCGGGGAUUUUUUUAUGUACUGGCUUUCUUGUGCUUGACUCUUCCAUACACUUCUCUCCAAUAGGCAGCAUGAACCUUCUUGCUUGGGAACCACUGUCCUGUGGACCAUCCUUCAUGCUUUACCCUGGAAAGUCUGGCCCCAGUCUGCUGCAUGUGAUCUUUUAACAGUUGUGCUGGCAAAGGGAGAUAGAUAAUAUAUGUGGCAAGUGGCUUGCAAGGCUCAGCUGAGUGCUCAGCAGGACCCAAACAUCCAGCUAGCCCACAUAAAGCAAGAUCAUUUUGCAUGCUGAGUUUAGUAACAAAUGUCCACCCUGAUGUAAGUAUUGCUGUGAGGUCUGCAUGGUGUAGGAUUUGAACCUGAUUGUAAUGCUUUCACUUGAGUUGGGGUGUUUGAGACUGCUUCUGGUAUUGAUCCUGGUUCCCUGCAGCAGCAUCUCCCAUACAUCAGAGGCCAACAACAGUCUUGUAACGUUUUCA